AUGGUUUCAAGAAAUUAUAGGCCAAGUAUGGAAAAGUCUAGUAUUGAUUUGAAUCAUGAAACAUCAUCGACAUCUGUCUCUGAAACCCAACCUGAACAUAGUGUUGAAGGGUUGGAAAAUGUAGUUCUACACAAUGAAGAUGAAUCAAGUGGUUGGUCUGAUGAGAAAAUUCUUGAGAAUGCACAUCAAUUGUACAAAUCUGAAAAUAACAACUCAAAUUUUCUACUUGUGGACUGUUGGAGAUUGCUAAAUGAUGAGCCGAAAUGGAAUACAAUGUACCAACCAAAAUGUGGUAAGAGAACAAAGGUGUCAGAUACAGGGGCAUUUACUUCUUCUUCCAAUGCAGACAUCAGUGAUGAUGAAGUACGUGAAGUGCGCCCUACUGGCCAAAAGGCAGCAAAGAGAAAAGGGAAGGAAAAAAAAGACACACAUGCUAGAUUUAUAGAGAUUAGUGAACGGAAAGCAUCUGCAUUGGAGAAAUUGGUGGCGAUAAAGGAGAAAGAGGCAGAAGAUAAUAGGAUGACAAAAUACAUGGAUUAUCUCAUCAUGGACACGUCGCAUAUGACUCCUGAACAAAAGAAAGAUCAUGAAAACUUGUACUAUAUUUUAACGGCUAUAUUUUAA
This is a messenger RNA of Humulus lupulus (European hop), 624 nucleotides long. RefSeq lists its product as uncharacterized. Bases 1 to 624 code for a protein of 207 amino acids. Lineage: Eukaryota; Viridiplantae; Streptophyta; Magnoliopsida; Rosales; Cannabaceae. The transcript is spliced from 3 exons. The record is from RefSeq and is a predicted model, not a curated record.